AUGGAUUCCCCUGGGAAAAGGAACCACACAGUAGUGACAGAGUUCAUUUUACUGGGCCUGACUGAUGACCCCGUUCUUCAAAUCAUCCUCUUCAUCCUCAUCCUCUGUAUCUACUUGGUGACCCUUCUUGGCAAUGUCAGCACAAUCACUCUGAUCAGAAUCUCCUCUCAGCUCCACCAUCCUAUGUAUCUUUUUCUGAGUCACUUGGCUUUUGCUGACAUGGGCUACUCAUCAUCUGUCACGCCCAACAUGCUUGUGAACUUCCUGGUGGAGACAAACACCAUCUCCUAUCUUGGGUGUGGCAUCCAGCUUGGAUCAGGUGCCUUCUUUGGAGCACUUGAGUGUGGUGUGUUGGCUGUCAUGGCAUAUGACCGCUUCAUGGCAAUCUGUAACCCACUGAUUUACUCCACCAAGAUGUCCACACAAGUCUGUGUCCAGUUACUGGUAGUGGCUUAUACAGGUGGCUUUUUUGAUGCUUUUUCCUAUUCAAUUUCUUUCUUCUCUUUCCAUUUCUGUGGGCCAAAUCAAGUGAAUCAUUUUUUCUGUGACUUUUCCCCUUUAGUUGAACUCUCCUGUUCUGACGUCAGUGUCCCUAUAAUUGUCUCCUCAUUUACUAUUGGUUUCAUCAUUGCAGUCACAGUGUGUGUCAUAACUGUCUCUUAUAUCUACAUCCUCAUCACCAUCCUGAGGAUGCGCUCUGCUGAGGGACGCCAGAAGGCCUUCUCCACCUGCUCUUCCCACCUCACUGCAGUCACUCUGUUCUAUGGGACCAUAACCUUCAUUUACGUGAUGCCCAAGUCCAGCUACUCAACUGACCAGAACAAGGUGGUGUCUGUGUUCUACUUAGUGGUGAUCCCCAUGUUAAACCCAAUCAUCUACAGCCUCAGGAACAAUGAGAUCAAGGGGGCUCUGAGGAAAGAGCUUGCUAGGAAAAUGUGUUCUUAG
Molecule: messenger RNA, 945 nt
Organism: Erinaceus europaeus (western European hedgehog)
Lineage: Eukaryota; Metazoa; Chordata; Mammalia; Eulipotyphla; Erinaceidae
Product: olfactory receptor 5P76-like
Exons: 1
Coding region: 1-945 (314 amino acids)
Biological process (GO): G protein-coupled receptor signaling pathway; sensory perception of smell
Cellular component (GO): membrane
Molecular function (GO): G protein-coupled receptor activity; olfactory receptor activity; odorant binding
Source: RefSeq, a predicted model, not a curated record